AGCACAGCGCCUAAGAGGAUAUUUACAGCCAGUGACAAGACGGCAUCCGCCUGAGCCUGCAUAAAUAGUUGGACCCUUCUGUUUUGAACAGCUGACACCUACAUCUACUCCAGAUGACCUGUAGGACGUUUGAUCAGCUACCUGCAUCCAAUCCACAUGGCUCUUUCACAGAUACGGAGACAGUUCCACCGGAGGAGGAGUAUAUAGAGGAACACAGGGGUCUGUAUGAGGACGUGAUGAUGGAGAAUCACCGGCCCCUCACAUCACUGGAUGGGCCCAGUAACAGAGAUACCCCAGAGAGAUGUCCCCGUCCUCUGUAUUCCCAGGAUUGUACAGAGGAGAAUCACAGGAUCCCACAGGAGGAUCAGGUAGAACGUCUUUCUCGUAUAAAGGCAGAAGAUAUAGAGGAAGAAGAAGAAACGUAUGUGACUGAUAUUAAGGUAGAAGAUACAGAGGGAGAAGAAGAGACGUAUGUGACUGAUAUAAAGGCAGAAGAUACAGAGGGAGAAGAAGAGACGUAUGUGACUGAUAUAAAGGCAGAAGAUAUAGAGGGAGAAGAAGAGACGUAUGUGACUUAUAUGAAGACAGAAGAUAUAGAGGGAGAAGAAGAGACGUAUGUGACUGAUAUAAAGGCAGAAGAUAUAGAGGGAGAAGAAGAGACGUAUGUGACUGAUAUAAAGGCAGAAGAUAUAGAGGGAGAAGAAGAGACGUAUGUGACUGAUAUAAAGGCAGAAAGUAUAGAGGGAGAAGAAGAGACGUAUGUGAGGGGUGAUCAGCAGUGUAAGGAAGAGGAGAUCCCUACAGAUAUCAGCACAGGUGAGUAAUAAACACUUAUUACAG
Molecule: messenger RNA, 840 nt
Organism: Pseudophryne corroboree (corroboree frog)
Lineage: Eukaryota; Metazoa; Chordata; Amphibia; Anura; Myobatrachidae
Exons: 5
Coding region: 114-824 (236 amino acids)
Source: RefSeq, a predicted model, not a curated record